CUUAUUCGUUCAGUCUUGUGGUGGUGUGCAAGGUGUUCGUGUGUGCCUCACUCACCCCCGCCCACGCACUUGGGACUAAUAACUAUCUAUUACUAUUACAUAAUAAAAGUGUUAAUUACCGGAGUGAUCGGUUUGUGAAAUCUUUAGAAAGGUUGAUCAUUGGUCUGUAGAAUGAACUACGCAACGCACUACACCCAGUGUAGGUGAAGUGGCAACAGACAAGUGAGGGCUCGUCUCACUGCCACUACUCCCUCACCCAGUACACACUUCCAAAAUUUAGUUAACGGCGUUCUACACAAAGGGGUGCAUGGACAAGCCCCCAGGGUUAGUUGGGGCUGAUCGUCAGUUCCCAGUACCACAGUCAGUUCCUGCAGCCAUGUUAGCCAGCAACAAGCGGCCGCGGCUCGAAAGCAUCCGACCCCCCAUCCCCAAUGGCCCUGGUAUUCAUGCCAGGCCCUUGGUGGCGCUGCUCGAUGGUCGAGAUUGUGCCAUAGAAAUGCCCAUCUUGAAGGAUGUGGCCACUGUUGCAUUUUGUGAUGCACAGUCAACCUCAGAAAUCCAUGAAAAAGUCCUAAACGAGGCUGUUGGAGCCCUCAUGUGGCAUACCAUCACACUCACCAAGGAGGACCUCGAAAAAUUUAAGGCGCUCAAAGUCAUUGUUCGAAUUGGCAGUGGAAUUGACAAUGUUGAUGUCAAGGCUGCAGGAGAGUUGGGAAUCGCCGUAUGCAACGUCCCAGGAUAUGGCGUGGAAGAGGUCGCAGACACCACCAUGUGCCUGAUUCUAAACCUUUACCGUCGCACAUACUGGUUGGCCAACAUGGUCCGCGAGGGCAAGAAAUUUACGGGUCCCGAGCAGGUGUGGGAGGUUCGAGAGGCAGCCCAGGGAUGUGCUCGGAUACGUGACGACACACUCGGUAUUGUUGGUCUUGGUCGUAUUGGGUCAGCAGUGGCACUAAGAGCAAAAGCAUUUGGGUUCAACGUCACAUUUUAUGAUCCUUACCUAUCAGAUGGCAUAGAAAAAAGUCUGGGCAUAACCAGAGUGUACACACUACAGGAUCUGUUAUACCGGAGUGAUUGUGUAUCACUGCAUUGUUCUUUGAAUGAGCAUAACAACCAUCUUAUUAAUGAUUUCACCAUCAAACAGAUGCGUCCAGGAGCUUUCUUGGUGAACACAGCCCGAGGUGCAUUAGUGGACGAAAAUGCCCUUGCCUCUGCACUAAAGGAAGGAAGAAUCAGAGCUGCAGCUCUCGACGUCCACGAGAAUGAACCAUACAACCCAUUCCAGGGUAAUGCUCUAGCAUUUAGUUCCUUGGCCCAAAGGUCCUUGCGACCUCUGAAGGAUGCACCAAACCUGAUUUGUACCCCACACGCAGCAUAUUAUUCAGAUGCCUCUAGCAAUGAAUUACGAGAAAUGGCUGCAAGUGAAAUUCGUCGUGCAAUAAUAGGUCGCAUACCUGAAGCUCUACGCAACUGUGUAAAUAAAGAAUACUUUAUGAGUAACUACAGUGAAGGUGGUGUAAAUGGCACUGCUCCAUAUUAUGUGCCAGUUCACUCCACAACACAUGACUCAGUACCAAGCGGUCCCCCACCUACCAGCCAUGUGGGAGCAGGCAUAGCACCACCUCCACACUUGCCACCUAAUGUCCCAGUCAGUGGAAGAGCUUCUCCUCAGACUGGACCUCCUGGCCCGCCUGGUCCUCGAGAGUCAACCUCUCCAUAACACAAACUUCCUCCACCUCCAUUGCUACAACUACCAACCUUCCGCUGUGACCACAAGCCAAGAGAGUCAUUCCACCGUGAAAGCUGAGUCAACAUAAUCACAGAUGGCUGCUGCUACACUACUUGGGUGAACCCUUCACCCAUGGAUCGUGCAAAGUCUAUGUACAAAUUUGCCCUCCUUUCCCCCACCCACCCACCCCAUGUUCCUUGAUGUUCUAAGGACCAAGUCCCUCACUCCUCUUAAAAGUGCGAUGGACGCUGCAGACUGAGGAGGUUGAUAGUGAGAGACUAACAAGUUAUUUGCACGAAGGUUUGUACAGCCCAGAUGUUGGGAGGUCAUUGCUGAAAACAUGGCACUGCUUAAUUUUUAUUUUAUUUUUUAUUAUUAUUAAUUUUUUUUUUUUGUUGUUGACUUAUUUUUCCAGUCAUGAUAGACAAGGGGCCAUAUUAGCUACUACAGGCCAUCUCCUGUAAUAGGGCAGAUAGUGUAACUCAGGUUCCAAUCCUCUGUAUGUAUUGAAAAUAUUAAAUCCUAAGAUGAAGGAGAGAUUUUAGGUCGUAGGCUUCCCUGCUCGGAAGAUUAAUGGGUUCAACAUCGCCUGCAUUGUUCUUUUCUGGGUGUAAACACACGAGUGUUACCAAGAGGCAGGAAUUACUUAGUUCUUGAAAUUUAUUGUUUCACUAUUUUACUUUUCUAUAAACAACUAAUUUGAGGCAUGAAGCUCCAAAAAAUUAUCUAAGUAAGCCUGGCUGGAGGACAGACAGCUUAAUCUGGAGAGACAUCUUCCUCGAGUUAUAAACAGGGAACCCUGCAAUAUCCAUCAUACAUAUAUGGUGGCAGUCAUAAUGAAGAAUAAAAUUCUGUAAACUAAAUUGUUUACAAUUAUUUCAUAACUGUAUAUUUUUUUCACUCCAGGAUAGAUUGUUAGAUAUAAGGGAAAAUUUUAUAAUUUGUAUUUUUGUGAUGUUAUCAGUUUGGAUGAUUAUUUGGUUUCUUAAAUAAUGUUAUCAGUUUGAAUGAUUAGUUGGUUUCAAAAAAGGACAGAAAGCAAACUUACGAGCAGCAAGCAUGGAUGUUUGGAUAGUCAUGUUUAUUCAAACCAUGUCCAGGUUCUUGUGUGAUUUCUUUUAAGAGAUCAAUACUUUCUCAAAUAAAUAUUUCAUUCGAGGACCAAAAAGCACCUUAAUAGCUGUCAGGUAGAGACCUCAUUGCUUGAGCGUGGUUUGUAAACAUGGCUAGUGUGAAUGGCGACAGGAUAUUAUCAUUGUUAAGUAAUUAUAAAGGGAGAGAGUUUAAUAUUUGAGUUUUCUCAGUAUUGUUGUCUGUCGUACAAUAAGUAGCACUCGACUCAGUUAUUUGUUACAGAUACACAUUUUCAGUAAGAAUGUUACUUAAAAGUUAAAUAGUGCAGACAACCACAAGCAGGUGGUGCCUCAUCAAGGUGACACAUUUCCAUGACUAACUUAAUUUCAAAGCUUUUUUGCUCAGUGCCAAGUCCUGAAACUUGUAGUCAUUUUAUCUGGCAUUAGUGAGUUGAAGCCUUAAAAUCAAAGGACUUUGUGUACAUAGUAAUGCUAAAAUAAGUCAUCAUUAGCAUAUAGUGUAAAAAGUAAAGCCAUCAGGCAAAUACUCAGUUCAUUGUUAAACAGUUGAGCAGAAAGUAAAUGCUAUAAAUUAUAGCAUCCAGAGAUGGCUUUUCAUCUGUUGCUCCCAAAGUUAUGUUGUACUAUACAACACAGACCCAUAUUUUAAAAUAUUUAACAAGGUCUUUUCAUGAAUCUUUUGAAAUUCAAAAGUCAUGUUCCUAAAUGAAGUUGCACAGGGAUAUUGUGCAAAUGUAAAGAUUUUUGUAAAAAUUACUAGUUACUUGGAUCUUAGUUGUCAAUAAAAGACACCCUGGUU
This is a messenger RNA of Homarus americanus (American lobster), 3622 nucleotides long. It is a transcript of the gene CtBP, whose product is annotated as C-terminal-binding protein-like. The record is from RefSeq and is a predicted model, not a curated record. Bases 308 to 1720 code for a protein of 470 amino acids. The transcript is spliced from 12 exons. Gene Ontology annotation, molecular function: transcription corepressor activity; NAD binding; oxidoreductase activity, acting on the CH-OH group of donors, NAD or NADP as acceptor. NCBI's taxonomy places the organism in Eukaryota, Metazoa, Arthropoda, Malacostraca, Decapoda, Nephropidae.